ACGCUGUUCAUUUUGGGGGAGGGACGGGAGCGCCCGGGGAGAUCCGGGUCAUGUGCACGAGUAUGACGUGUUUGAUGAAAGCUAAACAGAGAAGGAGCUGCAGAGGUUAGGAGAGAUUAGACCCACCGUUGGUUCGGUACUUUGUGCAUACACAUUGUGUUGUUUGAAGAUGGCUGACGGCAGUUUUGAUCCCUGUGAGUGCAUCUGCUCCCAUGAACAUGCAAUGCGGAGAUUGAUAAGUCUGCUUAGACAAUCUCAGUCAUACUGCACCGACACAGAAUGUUUACAAGAAUUACCAGGACCAAAUCCUUCUGGAGAUGUUGGAAUCGGCAUUACUAUGAUCAUGAUGGCUUGGUUGGUGAUUGGGUUUACUUUAUAUCUCUUAAGACCUAGGAGUCUCAGAGGGAACUCAGCUUCUGGAAAGCCCAGCAGUCCUCACAAUAAUCAAGGUCAUGAUCCUCCAAGUCCUCCAGUAGACUAGAACCUCUUGGAUCUUUUAAACCUCUACAACUUUGCAAGACCAAAUAUAACCCUUGACGACCAGGCUACUCUCAAAUUGAUCAUUUAUGUUCUUGUAUAUUUAUGCAGGUCGAACAGAUCAUAGCUUCAAAAAUCCUAAAUCUUGAUAUUUCCAAAUGUAAAUUCAGUUCUGGAAUCUGCAUUCUCAUCUUGAUUCUAUGUUUUUCUUUUUUCUUUGAGGGGCAAUUACCUUCUUGUCGGAUAGCCAGUCUAAAUUCAUACAUUCAAAAGAUUGUACACAGGAUAUAUAAUGUGUAUUUAGUUAGCCUUAUACUGCUUUUGUUAGUUGGCCUUAUAAAUGUAUGGUUUACAUAACAAGUUAUGUUACAUAUUUUAUAUUUCUGUCUGUUUACGUGGUGCCCAUGCUGAAAUAGGAUAUUUAUUACUCCACACUCAUUUCUUCUAAAAUUUUUGCAUACCAUGUUGCAUCUCUAAGCAAUAAAAGCAUGUCAAAAGCAAUCUGUUGGAACUUCUAAAAGAAAUGUGAUACUAUUUCGGGAAUGUUUAUUUUUUUUUUUUUAUGUUGUGUACUGUUUAAGUUGUAUAGAUAAUAAAAUAGCACGUCAAGUUACUUCAGGUUACAUGGGGCAUAUUAACUUGUCUACCUUGUUUACUCGUUUAUUAAAAUAAACUGUACCCACAACAAAACAAUAAUGUGCAAAAGAGAUAUAUAAAUUAGGGAUAAUAUACAAGUUCAGUAGUAUAUUUAAAAAAAAAAGUUAAUUGAAACAGUCCUCUAAAUUUAAAUGAAUUAUGGUCUAUCAUAAAGCUGGCAAUUGUUGUGGGGGUUUUUUUCCCCUGUGAAGCUAAAGAAAUGUUUACACUGGUGACAAUAUAAUCACUUAAUUCGUUAACCAUCUUACACAUGUGCAACAUACUUCCUGAGAACCGACGCUUUCAUCUGUGAAGCAAAAUAAUCCCUGUUCUCAAUAAUACAUGGGGUUAUUUAACAAAACCUUUGAUUCCUGGGGAAAAUCUGUUUUGCAAUAUUUUCAUUAGUGAAUAUACACAUCAGUCUUCAUCUACCCCACACACACAAUGGCCUCUAUUUAUCAAAGGUCUUGCGGAUACGCUCUCCGAAUUUAACAUUGCACCAGCAGCUCACAAGAGCCGUACAUAGCUUGAUAAAUAUGGGCCAAUAUAUAUAUUUAAUUUAAGUAAAGGCAAAACCAAUCAAAAUGUCCAGUUGCUACUUAUUUUAUUGAUAUUUUUUUUUUCUUCCAUGUAAAUCUUCUACAAAAUGUUUGAAUUCUGUAAGAAAAUAAAUACAAUAUAGAGACAACAAUAUGUUAAUUCUGUUAGGAGUAUUUACAUGACUAACUGGAUAGGUUCCCAGCGGUGGUGCGGCGCCCGGGAACAAUAUUGGAACAGAGCGAUCAGCUCCAUAUUUACCUAAACAUGUUAUAUUUUUACAGUAGGAAUUACUUCAGAAAGUAGAAACGUGAGUGGGGGGGCCAUGGAUAGGUUUCCAGCGGUGGUUGCGGCACCGGGGAAGGUAUUGGAACAGAUAGCUCUGUUCCAAUAUCAUUCCUAGGCGCCGCAACCGCCGCUGGGAACCUAUCCAUGUCUCCCCCCCACACAGAUCGCUCUGUACCAAUAUAAUUCCCGGAACCUAUACCUUCCCUCCCCGUGUGGUACCUUCCAACUGGGCGCUGGAAUUUAGGACGCUAAACUACACGUUUACCGUUAUUUUUUUUAUCAAUAGUCACUUUCAGACAGAUCUGCGAGAUUCCUGUGUCUCACCAUCUUCCAUUGAAACCUAGUACUCACAGCAAAAACCAACAAGAAAAUAAACCGUGCAUUGAAGAUUAUCAGGUGCAAUGAGAGAGCAGUUAGUAGUGCUUAGGGAAUUAUGUAUUUAAUCCAUUGGCAUUUCAGUUAAGCUAAUUACAUUCUUGUCUUUCUUGCUUCUUUAGUUUAAUCAAAGGCUUUAUUGAAAAAGGAGGUAAAUAAAGGCAUUUAUCUCAUUUUCAUCUUACCACCUUCUCUGCUAAUAGACAACCGUGGCUGCUGACUGUUACUACAAAAUAAUGGAGCAACCAGAGUCAGUAAAGGAAAAUGUUCCUAUUGUUAUAAAAUCUAAUGACGUUUUAUUCUUCGUAAUCUAUGCUCUUAAUUUUUUUACCUACAGUUCACUUUCAAAGAAAAUGAAAGAGACACUCAGAACAUCACAACCCUGUGUGCUAUUGGGUGUGACGGUACAUUAGUGAUGUCACUGAGGAUGACAUUUUUCUUACAAAUUCAAGUCUUACCAGUUUGAAACAUAGCUUAAGAAUGUCAUGGGAUAGACGUAGGUCGGGCCUAACUACUUGUCAGUAAAAAAAAAUGUAGAGAAUUGGCUAUCUUUGUUUUGAUAGGAACACUUUUCUAGCCAUCUACCAUACGUUCUGUUCAUAUUGUUUUGAGUAUGUCUUUCACACUAAGAACAUGACCUCUUGUUCUGGCAUUCUUGUUGUUUCUACACUUUUAUUCAUUCUUAUUUGAAAACUGUUUAAUAUACAUACUUGUAGUGAAACAUUAGGGUUAUAGUAUUAAAGCUGUUUAAACUAACCUUUUAAUCAAUAUUUUAGUUAUGUUCUGCCUGUAGAACUGUAAACAAUAAAGCUGGAUAUACCUUAAAAUUAUCGUUUUUCUUUUGUAUUGAAACGAAUAGUAUUCAUCAUUCUGCAGAUUAGCCAUAUUGAUGAUAAUAAUAGUAACUAUACUGUACUUAGCUGAAAAACAGAAAUGUAUUCAUAUUUAGUAUGUUGAUUAGUAGACAAAUGUAUACUAAUUGAUAAUUAAAAUGAUAAAAAAAAUGCAUAUUUUAAACAAAAAAAUAUAUACAGUAUAUAUAUAUAUAUAUAUAUAUGAUUCACCUUUAAAAUGUACAAUCAGUUUGGCUUCUUGUUUUAGGGAUAUGUUUGGGACAGUACAAUGUAAAUAAUGUGCCAUUAUAUAUACCUACCCCAGUAAUGGGUUUUAACUGAUAUCCCACUGCAGAAUUAUUUCAUAGCCUUCCAAUCAUCUCGCACAUCUGCAGCUAUUUUUACUUAUUAGACUUUGCUGGUAUGGGCGAUCAGAAGCAUACUGCUCCCACUAUUGGCAAACCCACACAUGCUGAACUCAGUAGCAGAGGUGUCACAUCUGAUUAGCAAAUACCAUCCAAUCAUUCUGAGAAGAAAAAAUAGCUGUGACACUUCUACUUUAGAUAAAAUAAAUAUGUUAUUAAAGAAACUAAUUCUGGAGUCGGCUGUUGGUUAAAACUAUAUAUAUAUAUAUAUAUAUAUAUAUAUAUAUGCUUUAUUAAACCCUCCCUUCAUCAAGUUAAUAGAAAUAUAGACUGCAGCUUCUGUUAAUAAUAUCUAUAAUUUCAUAUCAUUCUUUAAACAUUUGGUUGAAGUCAAAUUUAUGCUAGAAAAUGAUGCCAAGUGAAAGCCAGUAAAUGUGCCACUACCCAGUAUCAGAAUCAAAACAAAAAAGCCUGAACCAUUGUGCCACAAAUUAGUAAUUCUUCCAUUUGCUUACCCUUUGAUGCUUUUAGCAUUUUUUAGACUCUACUUAACCAUAAUAUCCCACUCACAACCAAAUGUAUCACAUCAUGAUAAAUAUUUAAGCCAUUCUCCUCUUUCAUUGCACCUUUUUUCUUUCCUGAUUAACAAUAACUUAAAGGGACAGUCUAGGUCAAAAUAAACUUUAAUGAUUCAGAUAGGGCAUGUAAUUUUUAACAAUUUUCCAAUUUACUUUUAUCACCAAUUUUGCUUUGUUCUCUUGGUAUUCUUAGUUGAAAGCUUAAACUAGGAGGUUAAUAUGCUGAUUUCUUAGAACUGAAGGCCACCUCUUUUCAUAAUGUAUUUUAACAGUUUUUCACCACUAGAGGGUGUUAGUUCAUAUAGAUAACACUGUGCUCGUGCACAUGAAGUUAUCUGGGAGCAGGCACUGAUUGGCUAAACUGCAAGUCUGUCAAAAGAACUGAAAUAAAGGGGCAGUUUGCAGAGGCUUAGAUACAAGAUAAUCACAGAGGUUAAAAGUAUAUUAAUAUAACUGUGUUGGUUAUGGAAAACUGGGGAAUUGGGUAAUAAAGGGAUUAUCUGUCUUUUAAAACAAUAAAAAUUCUGGUGUAGACUGUCCCUUUAAAGCCCCACAGCCAUAUUUAAUGUUUGCCAGUUAUAUUAUGUUAAAGUGAAUGUAAAUUUUGAUGCUUAAGUGCCCGCUUUCUAAAAAUUUGAUUAAAAACAGGAGCACUUUAAUUCAUCAAAAUUUACAUUUCACUCCUGUGAACAACUUACCUUUUAAACUUGACAGCAGCUCCAGCUUCCUCCGGUCAUCGCAAGCCAUUUCUGUUGUCAGAAAUGAUGGAUAGGCCAUCCUCCAAUCACAGCUCCCCCCCCCCCCCCCGGGGGAAUCAGUGUCUGAUUCAAAGCCGUGAUUGGAGGAAGCCUGAUUUCUCAUUUUAGACCCUGGAAAAGGCUUUGCGACGGGUGGAGGAAGCUGGAGCUGCUGUCAAGAUAAAAAGGUAAGUUUUUUUUUUCACAACAGGAGUGAAAUGUACAUUUUGAUGAAUUAAAGUGCCCCUGUUUUUAAUCGAAUUUUUAAAAACCAGGCACUUUAGCAUCAAAAUUUACAUUCACUUUAAGCAGAAAAGCUGUGUCAUCUGUGUGUUUUAAAGUACAAUUUUUCAUAAUGUUUUUGUUGCUGCUGUUUUUCCUCUUGUGUUGUCUUCAAAGCCAUUCUCUUAUUUUAACCCUUUGAGGUGUUAGUUGGUGAAGCUGGGCAGAGACGCCUUGACAGAAAUGGUUCUUAUACACAGAUUAGCAAUGUUACUGGCUUUUUGACAGCUGUAUCCUGCACUUUGGAUAAAUAAACGUCAUACAGAGUGGAAACGUUACAUUCUGCUAUUUUAUUUGCACAGUUUAAAAUAGUUUUAUAUAAAAAAAAUCCCUUAAGGAUAAUAUAGAUGCAUGCAGCCGCUGCAAAAAUGGAAAAAUGCCUCAUACAUGUGAACCUGCAGUAACUGAUACAGCUGUCAAAAAAGCUGGAAGCAUCACUGAUCUGUGAAAGUGCACUACUUCUGUUACAAUGUGAAGUUUCACCAACUGGCACCUGUAAGGGGUUCAAAUAAUGGCUUUGAAGUAAGCUACAGGCACAGGAGGAUUGAGUGCUACUUUGGUUGUACCCAGAAGUAUAAACUACCCGCAAGGUCUAGUUAGCCUACAGUGCACUUAGAGAAAAAGCUACUUCUCAAAAAUGUUUCAGAACACGUCUAGUGCUGUGUAUAGUUUAUUCUGUUUUAUUGUUCUUUAAAAUUAAAUUUAUUACAUCACUGAGUCUCUUUGAAUAAACUGCUUAAUCAAAUACGUAGUGUAUAUGAAACCCAGUGGUCAAUAUAUUGCUGUCCCUAGGUCAUGCUGUUUUACACCUGGUAGGAUGUACUGAGACUUUUUUUAAUCAGUUUAUUUUGCUUGUAGAACAUGGGAUCAUAGAACCUUUGAAAAAUUGAGCACAUGCCAGCCCGGUAGGUUUUUUGAAUGCCCCUUGUUCGUAGUUAACUAAAUACUGUUAUCUAGAAAAUUGUUAGCCCAUUCAUGGAAUAAUUUAACCAUUUAUUUGCCUGUCUGAGCUUUCUUCUAUCCUGUGCACAAUAAAAUGAAGCUAUAAUUACAUGAAACUCAAAGAAAAUAGAAACAACUAAAGUUAAAAUAUUUUGUUUAAGGAAGUUGUCCCCCUAAUUCAGAGAAUUCAUUUAAAGAAAUAGUAAACACCUUGUAAUUAGAGGAUCAUUCUGCGGUUUUACAAUAAAGUAACUUAUUAGGUGAGUGUGAUCAAUAGCCAAACCCCAUUUACCACUUGCAGUAUUUGGACGAUCCAAUACAAAAUUGUUACUGGAGUAAACCAAACUUGCCGCUGUCAAUUUGUUAGCAAAACGCACAUUGUUUUUGCAUUCUUAUCUCCACUGAGGCAGAUAUGUGGCAUGGUUAGGCUGAUGAAGUCUGUAGUGUGCUUGUCUAAUUCUCAGAACUGGAAAACCCUUCAAUAAGCUUACAGGAAAUGAAAGCAAAAUAUAGUAUAAAACUUUUUUUUUUACUUCACAUAAUUAAACAUUUUAUAUUAAUAUCUCAAAGUGUUUGACCUUUAAAUUGUAAUCUAGUUUUAACUGCCCCAUAAGCCAUUUAUGUAAUAAAAAUAUCUAGGUUUACAGUCAAGACCAUUGCAAAGUAGUUAGAUUCUUUUGGAAUUGGUGGUGAUACUGGAACUAUUAUUGUAACUUUUGUUUAGUGGAUUAUUUAAAAUAAAUAUUUUUAACUGCUUAAUGCCAUUAGGAUGUUCCAGGGGGGGGGGGGGGGGGGCUAGCAAUGUAGGAAGUCCGCCAAGAUCCGAUCCCAGCCUUGGAAAUCACUUGAUUGCAACAACUAUUGUGUGAUUUAAUUUUUCAAGUGAGUGUUUACAUCGGAAUUGUGCUCUGAUGUUAAAUAAUUGUCCCUGGCAUGAAGGGGUUAAAAUUAAAUAGUUCAUGUUAACAUGGCUUUGGAUAUAAUAUACAUACUAAAUAAAUAUUAAAUGUUCAAAUAUUUCACUAACUAAUAUUGAAAAUGGCAAGUAUUUUUUUUUCUUCUUCAAAUACACACAAAUUGCAAAUAUAUGCACAUUAUUUACAAAAUGAAGAACUAAUCAGUAAUUUAAAGUCAAAUCCUCCAGGAUUUAGAGUAAACAUUUUGUAAAAAAAAAAGUGUAACAUGUUUAACACUGGUUUUGAGCAGCCAUAAUUCAAUAGGGGAUAUUUGCUGCUUAUUGAAAAGUUACAUUUUUUUUUUACAUUAAAUAGAAAUGCAGCCACAGUCCGAAAUGAGUUUUGCACAUUUUUAAUAUAGAACUAGAAUUGUGGUUAUGUGAUAGCUGCAGUGUUACUGAUAGGGGUGGCAGUUGUUAUGGGAUCGGUUGGGAAUAGCUGCAACAGUAAUUUACAAUCUUGCUCUUUGUGUAGGAAGAAAAAAAAAUAUCUAAAUAAGAACCAUGAUAUAGAUAUGUUUUAGCAUUUUACAUUAUUAAAAAUAAAAUUAAAGAUAUGUAGUGAAGAUGAGUUUACAUGGGUCUGUCACUCGACAAUUCUGGUUAUUUUAUGACUUACUGGAUGCACCAGAUGAGUUACUUAAAGGGACAAUCAAGUCUAAAAAAACUUUCAUGAUUUAAAUAUUGAAUGUUAUUUUAAACAACUUUCCAAUUUACUAUUAUCACAAAUUUUUCUUUGUUCUCUUCAUAUUCUUAGUUGAAAGCUAAUUCUAGGAGGUUCAUAUGCUAGUUUCUUAGACUUUGAAGACUGCCUCUAAGCUGAAUGCAUUUUGAUCACUAGAGGGCAUUAGUUCAUGUGUUUCAUAUAGAUAAAAUUGAGCUCACGCACGUGAAGUUACCCUGGAGUCAGCACUGAUUGGCUAAAGUGCAAGUCUGUCAAAAGAACUGAAAUAAGGGGGCAGUUUGCAAAGGCUUAGAUACAAGGUAAUCACAGAGGUAAAAAGUGUAUUUCUAGAACAGUGUUGGUUAUGCAAAACUGGGGAAUGGGUAAUAAAGGGAUUAUCUGUCUUUUUAAACAACAAAAAAUCUGAUGUUGACUGUCCCUUUAAGUCCAUUCUCCGUGCUUGAAAUCAGUGCUAGCUGUUGAGGCUUUUCAUUGGCUGUCAAGAUCAAACCUUUUAGACAAUUUCAAAAGAGAAAAUUGUAUGAAUUGCGUGAAUACCUUACACAAUGCAAUACACGGUGAAGCGCUAGCAAUAUGGUUUAUUAGUUAUUUCAUACGGUUAUAUAUUUUUCUUUGCACUUCAUUGACCACUUACCAAGAAAUCAUAGAAUUAUUGGUCAUUUUGUUUAAUAUUUGUGGUCUCAUAUAUAUCUUAACAAUGCUUACGUUUAAAUGAUGUUGCAUAUAUAAAUAAGAAAAUACAGAAUAAAACUGAUUGUUUAGCAAACAUGAUGAUAGGAAAUAUUAUAAUUAUUAAAUUACCUUCUAUAAUAACUCUCCUUAGGUUGCUUUGGGAUUCCACAAUAAUAAAACCCAAAUGAAUGCCACGUUAUGCUACAGAUAUGGCUCCGCUCCCCAGCACAUGCACUUUUCUUUCCUGAUUUUUUCUGAUUUUGUUUUCAAAUUAUUCACUGUAAUUCCCCAUAAAUGGUUUACUCAAUAAAUUAAGUAGUUUGUAGCUAUGUCAGAAUAUACAUGUUUCUAUGAUUUUAACAAAUUAAGGUAUGUAAUGAUUGGGUAAAAUAUGUUUGAUUGUACAAUUUGGCUAACCAAUGAUAUAUGGUAAAGGGCUUGUACUAUGCACUUUUUAUUGACUUAAUAAAUGAUUAUUAUACAUGCGUA
Messenger RNA from Bombina bombina (fire-bellied toad), 8851 nucleotides. It is a transcript of the gene SMIM14, whose product is annotated as small integral membrane protein 14. Gene Ontology annotation, cellular component: endoplasmic reticulum. Lineage: Eukaryota; Metazoa; Chordata; Amphibia; Anura; Bombinatoridae. The record is from RefSeq and is a predicted model, not a curated record. The transcript is spliced from 5 exons. Bases 170 to 481 code for a protein of 103 amino acids.